CAAAACUUUAUGACUGGAUAUAUGAAGGCUAUACGAGAGAUUACUGAUUCUAGUCGCCAAUGGACGACAAUCUACGAAAGACAAAAUUGUGAUCUUCAACACGCUUACGUGAAACGUGCAACCUCAUCUGAUGGAUGCUACUGGUCUUUAUAUGUGAACAAGUGGGACGAACAACACGGCUGGAAUGUGGCUCAUCUAAUGCUGGACGAUUCUUUUAAGUUUCUCAGCGAGAACGCAAUCAUAACACCGGACGGUGGGAACCUAGUAGAGCCGUGGACAAUCUGUGUGAUCAGUGAGUCGUGUAUGGCCGUUUAUGACUAUAAGCUGGGUGGAAUUUCGAUGUAUACACGGCAACACGACAGUGACAAAUGGACACAAUCGGACAUAAUCGGGGCAGUUUUGGCCGGGCAAUGGGUCAGCCUGUCACAUGAUGAAACAUACAUUUAUGCGUUGUGUUGUGAUGAAAAACUCAUUCGACGAUUCAGGAGAAAGCGUUUCCAUGCAAACGAUGUGGCACGUGCAGUCGAUUUCAUCACGUUUCAUGAGCGUUGGACUUCAGCCGACGAACUCUGGCAGCAUCAGUGGAUGCUGUACACUGUGGACGAUCGCUUCGCUUAUUUUGUUCACAUGCCGCAGGCAUCGUAUGCGUACGGUGUGCUGAAUGCACCACACCUCAACAUCUCAAUCCGAAUGUCUUAG
Messenger RNA from Anisakis simplex (herring worm), 699 nucleotides. Lineage: Eukaryota; Metazoa; Nematoda; Chromadorea; Rhabditida; Anisakidae. The record is from the annotation of a GenBank genome assembly.